GUGUUAUUGUCAAGAGAGAAAAAUCGAACGCAUUUUCACACGCGUCCUCGCGGGUACGAACGAUAUAUAUAUUAUAUAUAUAAACUGGCGGACGACGACACUUCAGUCGUAGAGACCGCCAGAAAAGCUUACAAAAUAUCUUCUUGCCGCCGCUCGACGUUAUAAUAUUAUAACAAUAUCAUUAUUAGGCUCAUUGGGAUUUCGUUUCCAUUUCGACGACGAUGACGAACAAUAAUAAUAUUAUGAACAGCCCGCGGAGCCGUCCAGAAAUAUUUUCAUUGCUGGCAGUGACGAUGUUCGCCGCCGUGCUCGUCCAUCAGCCCGCGACCGUCUACUGCGCCGACGGUGGAAUUUAUUCUUCGCAGCAGAAACAGCAGCAACAGCAACAACAGCAAACGAUGAUGUUCACCGCGCCAUCGGGCUACUACGUGUCCACGUACGAUAACCUAGACGUGGGCCAAUUGCUGCGAAACCAAAAGGUGGUGUCGAGCUUCUUCAAGUGUUUCGUCAACGAGGGACCUUGCACGCCGGACGGCAAACUAGUCAAAGCCUACCUGUUGCCCGAGAUCAUACGUACCGUGUGUGGAAAGUGCACGCCAAGGCAAAAGGACAUGGCCCGGCAAGUGUUAAGAUACAUUUACACGCACAGGCGAGCGGAUUUCGACAAGAUCAUGCUAAUUUACGAUACGGAUAACAAGAAAAAUGAGAUCAUAAAUUUCAUGAACCAAUAAUAGUUCACCUACUUACAUCAUUCGGCAGCUAUACUCUCGUAAAACAUAAGAUUACAUGAUAUAAUAUUAAUAUAUAUAUCAUCGCCACCAUUCAUCAUAUCCUCCACAACGACGUCCACGGCGAGACUAGCUAGCUGCUGUAUGCAUUAUAAUAUUAUAUAAUAUCUAUCAUCGUUAUCAUUAUAAUAUUAUAGAAUAAAGACCGCCGAUUUUAAAUUGACGAAUCGGAAACAUUUACCUAAACUUGUAAUGGUAUUUUUAAGUACCCCCCCCCCCCCCAAAUCAUAUAGUUACUUAUUCAUCAGGACACAUACUCCACAUUUUACACAUAUUUAUACUAUAUUCCUACACUACUAUAAUAUUAUACAUAAACCUACGACCUACCUAUAUACUUUUAUUGUGAUAUAAAACUAUGAUAUUAAUAUAUACAUAUAAAUAAAUAUAUUUAUUCAAAUAUAA
Molecule: messenger RNA, 1190 nt
Organism: Metopolophium dirhodum (rose-grain aphid)
Lineage: Eukaryota; Metazoa; Arthropoda; Insecta; Hemiptera; Aphididae
Product: ejaculatory bulb-specific protein 3-like
Exons: 2
Coding region: 222-731 (169 amino acids)
Source: RefSeq, a predicted model, not a curated record